UUUUGAAACCGUAAGGAACAGCUCCUACAUUCGUCUGUAGUUUCGUUGUUUUCACAAAGUAUAUAUAUAUAUUGACAAUGUUUCAGAAACAGACUGUACGUGUUUUCCACAAGUUUUUUGAGGGAUUCUAGAAUGAGAGCUGGUGGCAGGUGCUGAGAGUGAUGACAGAGUUGGUGCCUUGGUGGUCACAUGGAAGUAACUCAAAUGGGUUGCCUCAGAUCCAGGUAACCCAUUUGUUGCCCGUUUCUUCUAGGAUUCUCUAUUUUGUUUUUGUUGUUUUUCCCCUCUUUUUCUUGUGUUUCUUAGAUACUGAGACAUUUUUUUCUCAUAUCUAAUCAAUCUGAUCAGGCUCAUAUUUCUUCUUUUCUUUUUUUUCUUUUUUUCUUUUUUUAAGUCCCGUCUCCCACUGGUUGUUGGGGGUUAGAUAUAGAAGCCUCCAGCGAGUGUCUAGAGGUAUCUACAUAUAUCUAGCAUGUGGGUUCAGUAUAUUAUUUGAUUCUCACAUAAUGGAAGUUUAAAUCCUUUUUCUUUUUUAAUAAGGGUUCAUAUUAUUCUAUUGCUCCCUAGCUCCAAUUUGUUUGCACUUUGUACAAUCUUCUAGGUUGGUUCUAUCUCAGAUCAUAGAAUUUGUUUCAUCUCUUUUUGUUAAUAAGUGAGUCUUGCCUGUUGAAGGCAAUUUACAUACCUCUGAAACCAUCGUAUGUUUAAUUGAGUCCAACCCAUAUUAGAAGAGAGAGAGAUAAACUAGUUGAGGACUAGUAGUUUAUUCUGGAGGGUUUGGAAAGUUGAGUUUUACUGCUACAAGGCAAAAAGGGAUAUGGGAGGUCGAUUUAGGCUAGGUAAUAUGGUCUGUAAUGAGUCAGUAGUAACAACACAGAUGGAAAUCAAUAAUGGGCUCAAGCUUCUGGCAAACACAACUCCCUUGUUAUCAAGACCUACAACGAAACCAAGUCCACCUUAUGAGUCAAUUUCAUGUAGAAAUUAUGGUUACGGUAGUAAUAAUUGUCAAAGUGGAAUUGGUAUAGUAUCAGAAUCUGAAGAUGAAAAAAACAGGGGAGGAGGAACCACUGUAUCAAAUUUGGUCACUCAAAAGGAAGGUGAUAACAUUGCUACGAUGGAUGUUGAGGUGCAGCAUGCACAAGAUCCUUCCACAAUGGUGUUGGAUCCUGAGGGUAAGGAAGCCAAUAGAUCUAAUGGAUCUGAUCCAAAAUUAUUUACUGCACCUCCCGAGUUGCUGCAGGAAAAGAAGAUAUGUAGAGCUAGUAGCCAAAACAUUUUAGAACUGGAUUGUCCACCCCUUUGGGGUUUCACAACUAUGCGCGGAAGGAGGCCAAAGAUGGAAGAUGCUGUCGCAGUUGUACCCCGAUUUUCACAAGUUCCUACUCAAAUGCUGUUGAAUGACCAUGUUCCUAAUGGUGUGAAUAAUCAUCAUUUAAGUCAAUUAAAUGCCCAUUUCUUUGGCGUCUAUGAUGGACAUGGUGGCUGUCAGGUUGCAAAUUAUUGCCACAAACGUCUCCAUUUGGCUUUGAUGGAGGAGAUAGAAAUCACAAAAGUGAGCUUGUCUGAUGGAGGAAGCAAUGAGAAUAGUUGGCAGGAGCUGUGGAAGAAAGCCAUCUUGAAUUGUUUUCUCAAAGUUGAUGCUGAAAUUGGGGAAGCUCACAGAGGCAGUAAUGGAAGCAACAGUGAUGCCUCAGAGGUUUUUCAAGAAUCUAUUGCCCCUGAAACUGUUGGGUCUACUGCCGUGGUUGCCAUUUUAUGUUCAACCCACAUUGUAGUUGCAAAUUGUGGGGAUUCAAGAGCAGUCUUGUGUCGUGGAAAAGUACCUAUGCCAUUGUCAGUAGAUCACAAACCAGAUAGAGAAGACGAACAUGCAAGGAUAGAAGCUGCAGGAGGCAAGGUCAUACAAUGGAAUGGAUCCCGUGUUUUCGGCGUUCUCGCAACUUCCAGGUCCAUUGGUGAUAGAUACUUGAAACCAUGGGUUAUUCCGGAUCCAGAAGUGAUGUUGGUUCCUCGGGCAAAGCAGGAUGAGUGCCUUAUUUUGGCCAGUGAUGGCUUAUGGGAUGUCAUGACAAACGAGGAGGCAUGUGAUGUUGCAAGAAAGCGGAUCUUUCUGUGGCACAAAAAGCAUGGCAAUAGCCUGCCUGUAGAAAGAGGUGGUGUUGAUCCUGCACCACAAGCUGCAGCAGAGUGCCUCUUAAGGCUUGCUCUCCAGAAGGGAAGCAAAGACAACAUCACCGUAAUAGUCAUUGACUUGAAAGCUCAAAGGAAGUUGAAAAUAAAAACCUAGGCAACAAGUUCACCCAUCUACCAUAACUUUUUAGAUAAGUUAGCAGAAGUAUAUAAUAUGGUUAUAAUCAAUAACAUGGUCCAGCCUUGCAAAUUUUUUUUUUUUUUUUGCCUGGGCUGCUUGCGGCUUAGUUAGUUCCCCUUAAUUAGGUUUCUCAUAUAUAUUUGGGUUGUGCUCCUCUCCACCUUUUAAUAAGAGAUUUUAUUAUUAU
This is a messenger RNA of Alnus glutinosa, 2498 nucleotides long. RefSeq names its product protein phosphatase 2C 50. Gene Ontology annotation, molecular function: protein serine/threonine phosphatase activity; cation binding. Bases 818 to 2287 code for a protein of 489 amino acids. NCBI's taxonomy places the organism in Eukaryota, Viridiplantae, Streptophyta, Magnoliopsida, Fagales, Betulaceae. The record is from RefSeq and is a predicted model, not a curated record. Gene Ontology annotation, biological process: protein dephosphorylation. The transcript has 4 exons.